UCGCCUGCAAAUCGCUCGAAUAUGAUGACAUUUGGCUCUGCAUUUAACCUCAUAUCUACGCAGAUGGAUCCAGGUUAUUGUCGCCUGUUCAGAUGCGGGUGAUGUAUAUGGAGAAGGGGAACUGUAACAGUGGUGAACUGACAACAUACAAUUCGCUGAGAACGCGGAAGUGUCAGCUUCCUCUGCUUUGGUAGAACGCGGACGUUCAACAGACCAGGAACAAGUGCCACAGUGAGAAAGUCUGUGGGCUCGCAGCGAUCGAUCGAUCGAGCUACGACUGUGGUGACGAAUUUACUUCUGAAAUUGUGGAGAUUGAAGGAUGCCGAGCCAGCCUGACAUCAGUCCAACAGGGCGCGUGCGACCCGGGAAGGCGUCCGUGGCUGGAUCAGGGGCCAUCCUCCUCAUCAUCUACUGCGUCGGCCUCGGCUACGAUACGUGGAUGGUUGCAUAUGAGAAAAAGCGCUACGUACGUGGACAUGUCAUAGCUAAAGCGGGAAUAUUCAGUGCAUGUGGUUAUGACUUUAAUCUUCAGGUAGACCAUGAGGCAAGCCCUAACGAUUGUUUCAGUUUGCUCCAUGCCGGUGUGCCAGGGUGGGUGCGUGCAGUGCAGUUCUUUGCCAUCUUGUGUCUGACUCUGCUGUGUUUUGCAUCAAUCAUGUGGGGUUGCAUUAUCUUCCUAGGGAAGCUGGGCGAAAUGAGAUAUAUGGGACCGUUCCUUGUUUUGUGGACCACUACAGGUCUUCUGUCGAUAAUCCAUCCGAUAAUCUUCGCUUACAACAUGCGCCCUGGUGAUCUGGUGAUGGAAGAUCAGGGCCAUAAACUGCAGUAUCGGUUCACCUUCUUCUGGGGGGCCUUCUAUCUGCACUGUGUGGCAGCUGCUUUCAUCAACCUUAUGACUCUAAUGGCACUGUGCUGCCUGUGUCUAAUAAAAUACUUGUAGAACGAUGACGCGGUGCUCUCUUCAAGAGAAGUUGUAAAAUAUCAACAUCCGUUCCUCAGGAUCAUGACUCUUUAUUUUCCAGUGUUGCAUUUAUACGUCUCGCUGCUUGGGGAGAAGUGAGUUAUCCCCCAAGCGAGUUUCCUAUGAUUAUGUGUUUCCCAGUGUGUUCUAUAUAUUUGGCACCCUCCUAGAGUAGAGGUAAGUUACCCCUAAAGUGCGUUCCUCAACCUCAUGACUGUAUUUUCCAGGGCUGCCUUUAUACGGGUCACCCUGAUUGAGGAGAGGUCGUACAUUACCCCCAAACUGAAUCCUUCAACCUCAUGAUUCUGACGUCCCAGUGGAGUAUCUAUCUGGGGCAACCUGCCAAGGUCGAGGCCGACGUUAACCCAACGUAUGAUUUGUUCAGAUUUGUUCUUUGUAACCGGUUAAGUGAACAAAAUUUACCGUUCAUUAACACUAUGCAUGAUAAUAUUAAUGUUUACUGCAAAAAUGAAAGCAGUUUUGCCUGUACUCCUUAGCGAGGGUCAGGUGGUAUAGUAACCCUUCAUACGUAAGGAACCGCCUCCGUGGUCUAGAGGUAGAGCGUCCGCCCGGAGAGUGGAAGGUCCGGGGUUCAAUCCCCGGCCGCGCCAUACCAAAAGACGUUAAAAGAAGGUACUUGUUGUUACCCUGUCUGGCGC
Haliotis rufescens (red abalone) is the source of this 1620-nucleotide messenger RNA. RefSeq lists its product as uncharacterized. The record is from RefSeq and is a predicted model, not a curated record. Lineage: Eukaryota; Metazoa; Mollusca; Gastropoda; Lepetellida; Haliotidae. The coding region runs from base 320 to 940 and encodes 206 amino acids. The transcript is spliced from 5 exons.